AUGGACCUUGGGAGCAGAGGAAGAAUCCACUGUAACAUGAGACUCACCUGCUCUCUGCUAAUCAUGGCAGCAUUCUGCAUGACACCUUUCCUCUGCCAUAGUCAAACUGAUCCACUAGCUCUUGGGUGGGCAGAUCCCCAGUGUUGGGAAUCCUCCUCAGUUGUCUUACUGGAGAUGAGGAAGCCUCGCAUUUCUGACUCUGUCAGCGGCUUUUGGGACUUCAUGAUUUUUUUGAAAUCAUCAGAGAACCUGAAACAUGGGGCUUUGUUCUGGGACCUGGCUCAGCUCUUCUGGGAUAUCUAUGUGGACUGUGUGCUCUCCAGAACCCACGGCCUAGGGAGAAGGCAGCUAGCAGAAGCUGAGCAGAAGACUGCUACUCUACAUUCUCAGUUUACAGGGAGAAACCAAGGGAUAUUUUCUCAUAUUCAGAGGUCGCCAAUUCUGAAGAAGAGAGACUCAUUUGAAGAUUUAAUAAGUAUCCACAUGCAUAAGAGUAGACCUACAUUACUUCGAAGAGUCAUUGGAGAGCUAGGAAAAAAGAGGAAAUCACACUUUUAGUUCAAGAUCUUGAUUUGUAGAUAUUUUUUAAUUACUUCUCUUUAUUUUUUGCAUUCUAAUCCUCACUGAUGUCAAUUUACAUGUAGAAAAAGGCCUGUAAGCAUGGGCACCAUAUCUCCGAUUAACUUGGACUUAUGGGUUUUUUUAAUUAUCUAUUAAUUUCAUCUCCUUAAUAAACUGCAUGAUUUAUAAGCAGUUGCCUACUUU
Molecule: messenger RNA, 765 nt
Organism: Pipra filicauda (Wire-tailed manakin)
Lineage: Eukaryota; Metazoa; Chordata; Aves; Passeriformes; Pipridae
Gene: FAM237A
Product: family with sequence similarity 237 member A
Exons: 2
Coding region: 1-558 (185 amino acids)
Source: RefSeq, a predicted model, not a curated record